This is a messenger RNA of Tupaia belangeri chinensis (Chinese tree shrew), 1359 nucleotides long. It is a transcript of the gene UPK1A, whose product is annotated as uroplakin 1A. Gene Ontology annotation, cellular component: membrane. Bases 50 to 877 code for a protein of 275 amino acids. The transcript has 9 exons. The record is from RefSeq and is a predicted model, not a curated record. Lineage: Eukaryota; Metazoa; Chordata; Mammalia; Scandentia; Tupaiidae.
AAGGGGCUGGCCAAGGAGGCUUUGUGCAGAGAAGGUGUCCCCACCAGGGAUGCAGAAGGCUGGGCACAUCAGUACCAACCCGGGCCCAGUACAGAGCAGGACCAUGGCUUCUGCAGCAGCAGAGGAGGAGAAGGGGUCUCCAGUUGUGGUGGGGCUCCUGGUCGUGGGCAACAUCAUUAUUCUGCUGUCAGGCCUGGCCCUGUUUGCCGAGACUGUAUGGGUGACAGCCGACCAGUAUCGCGUGUACCCACUGAUGGGCAUCUCAGGCAAAGAUGACGUCUUCGCUGGCGCCUGGAUCGCCAUCUUCUGCGGCUUCUCCUUCUUCGUGGUGGCCAGCUUUGGAGUGGGCGCAACACUCUGCCGCCGCCGGUCCAUGAUCCUUACGUACCUGGUGCUCAUGCUCAUCGUCUACAUCUUCGAAUGUGCCUCCUGCAUCACGUCCUACACCCACCGAGACUACAUGGUGUCCAACCCAUCCCUGAUCACCAAGCAAAUGCUCACCUUCUACAGUGCAGACACGGACCAGGGCCGAGAACUGACCCGCCUCUGGGACCGCAUCAUGAUUGAGCAAGAAUGUUGUGGCACAUCUGGCCCCAUGGACUGGGUGAACUUCACAUCAGCCUUCCGGGCAGCCACUCCGGAGGUGGUAUUCCCCUGGCCCCCACUGUGCUGUCGCCGGACCGGAAACUUCAUUCCGCUCAACGAAGAGGGCUGCCGCCUGGGCCACAUGGACUUCCUGUUCACCAAGGGCUGCUUCGAGCACAUCGGCCACGCCAUCGACAGCUACACUUGGGGGAUCUCGUGGUUUGGGUUUGCCAUCCUGAUGUGGACGCUCCCAGUGAUGCUGAUAGCCAUGUAUUUCUACACCACCCUCUGAGGAGCAAGAAGGGAAGGCCACCUCCACACCCCACCCCGCUGCCUCCUGCUCCUGCUGACACCAGCUGGAGCCGCGUGGUCACUUCGUCUCUCCCUUUCCCACCCCUCUCUCCCGUCCCUCCUUCCACUCCCAAGAUCUUGUUCCGGGUUUCAGAACCCUAUUGGAUCUGGAAUGUGUCCUGAAAUCCUUGGACCUAUGUGUGUGGGCCCUUAGCCCUUGACCUCAUUUUGCAUGGCGUAUUUCUGGCUCGUGUCUUAAGUGUCUGCUUAAAAGUCCUGUCCUUAGGGACCCUUCCCUGAUCCCACCAUCCAUUCACGACCGCCUGUCCUUCAUGGCAGGUGUCACUCUUACUGCCACAUAGUCUGUGACUGUCUCUAGUAGACUGGAUUGUCAUGAGAGGAGGGAUCAAUUCUAUCAUGGCCACUUUACUGUCCCCAUCACUGCCCAGCACAGAGCUGAACAUGGGCUAGAUACUCAAUAAA